Messenger RNA from Benincasa hispida (wax gourd), 1861 nucleotides. RefSeq names its product tetrahydroberberine oxidase-like. Gene Ontology annotation, molecular function: FAD binding; oxidoreductase activity. Lineage: Eukaryota; Viridiplantae; Streptophyta; Magnoliopsida; Cucurbitales; Cucurbitaceae. The record is from RefSeq and is a predicted model, not a curated record.
GUUUGCAAUUGCAUAAGAUCAAACAAGCCGAAAAGAAAAGAAAUUAAAGAAUGAAAUAUUUUUCGAGCUGUUUUUAUGGUUUCAUAUCUCUUCUUCUUCUUUUUUCAUUAGGAACAUUUGGAUGUUGGGGUUAUAAUAUGGAAGAUUUUGUUCACUGUAUUAAUCUUCAUUCCAACAAUAAUGACUCAAAUUCAACCCUCAUUCACCUUCCAUCUUCUUCAUCUUAUUCUUAUAUUCUAAAUUUCUCCAUUUGCAACCGCAGAUUCUCCGAUCCCGAAACUCCUAAACCAGUAGCCAUCAUCACACCAUCACAUGCUUCCCAAGUUCAAGCCACAGUCAUUUGCUGCAAAAGCCAUGGCUUCCAGAUCCGAACUCGUAGUGGCGGCCACGACUUCGAAGGUCGUUCUUACGUCGCAAACGUUCCAUUCGUGUUGAUUGAUUUGAUAAACCUCAAUUCAAUUACCAUCAACAUGGAGGACGAGAGUGCAUGGGUUCAAUCUGGGGCAACCGUGGGCGAACUCUACUACAGAAUUGGCGAGAAAAGUCAAACCCUUGGAUUUCCGGCAGGGUUUGUGCCGGCGAUUGGAGUUGGGGGGUUCUUGAGCGGCGGUGGGUUGGGGAUGAUGGUUAGAAAAUAUGGUCUUGCAGCAGACAAUGUAGUGGAUGCUUAUGUUGUAGAUGAAAAUGGGAGAGUUUUUAAUAGACAUUCAAUGGGAGAGGAUUUGUUUUGGGCCAUUAGAGGAGGUGGAGGAGGAAGCUUUGGGAUUGUGUUGGCAUGGAAGUUGAAGUUGGUUCCAGUCCCUCCAAUUGUUACGUCCUUUGCUCUCCACAAAACAUGGGACCAAAACACAGCCCACUUAAUCCAUCGCUGGCAAUAUGUCGCACCGGAGGUAGAUCAAGAUCUUUUCAUCACCGCCUGGGUCACAGCAUCAAAUUCAAGCGAUGGAAGUGGAAGAAUUAUGGAGGCUUCAUUCUUCUCCUUAUAUCUUGGAAAAGCAACCGAGCUUCUCUCUCUUAUGGAGAGGACUUUCCCAGAGCUAGGGCUAAAAAAAGAAGACUGUCUCGAAAUGAGUUGGGUUGAAUCAAUGGCAUUUUCAGCAAGUGGGUUUGUUUCUGCUAAAAGCUUAGAACUCUUGCUCAACAGAACACCACUCAAUAAUGGCAGAUACAAAAUCAAAUCCGAUUACCUCACUGAACCGAUCUCGGAAACCGCCCUCGAAGGCAUGUGGGAAAGGUUUAAAAAUGAAGAACUAGAAAAAGUGCAGCUCGUACUGAUCCCUUUUGGAGGUAAAAUGAAUGAGAUUUCUGAAUCAGAAACCCCUUUCCCACAUCGAGCUAGAUAUCCCAUACAAAUUGGCUACUGCGUUACAUGGCAACGUCCCGACGCUGAUUCCAGACACUUGGAAUGGACUCGAGAACUCUAUAGUUACAUGACUCCUUUCGUGUCAAAAUCACCGAGAGCAGUGUACAUAAAUAAUAUAGACCUCGACCUUGGAACAAACAACAAGGAUGGGAUCCCAACAAGCUAUGAGGAAGCUAGCGUUUGGGGGCAUCAAUACUUUGGGAAUAAUUUUGAAAGGUUGAUGGAAGUGAAAACGAAGGUGGAUCCAUUUAACUUCUUUCGACAUGAGCAAAGCAUACCACCGACACCACCGAGAGUAGGAAUCUAAGCAAAUUAUUGCCUGGAUGUGUCUUGUGAGAUCAUGUCAUGUGUAAUAGACAAAAUUACUAGCUACCAAGUACGUAUUUCUGGUUUGGGAUAAUAAUGUAAUUUCAUUUAACUUCUUACGCAUCAUAGAUAAAAUAAAUGUUGGAUUGAACAAUGUUCAUCAUGCUAAAUGUAAUUUGUAAUUUCUAAAAA